Colletotrichum orchidophilum is the source of this 1590-nucleotide messenger RNA. RefSeq names its product V-ATPase subunit H. The record is from RefSeq and is a predicted model, not a curated record. Gene Ontology annotation, molecular function: proton-transporting ATPase activity, rotational mechanism. Gene Ontology annotation, cellular component: vacuolar proton-transporting V-type ATPase, V1 domain; fungal-type vacuole membrane. The coding region runs from base 1 to 1590 and encodes 529 amino acids. The transcript has 2 exons. NCBI's taxonomy places the organism in Eukaryota, Fungi, Ascomycota, Sordariomycetes, Glomerellales, Glomerellaceae. Gene Ontology annotation, biological process: proton transmembrane transport.
AUGUCUCUCGAACCUCCCACCUACCUGGCCUCGUUGCAGAACAACAUCCGCCAGCGGCCAAUCCCCUGGGAUGGCGCUGUUAGAGCAGGCACCAUCACGGAGGACCACCUGGCCCGCAUCCGCGCUGUCGACAAGGCGAAGAAGCCCGAGGCUAGAAAGGAAAUCGUAGAAGGAGAUCUUGACGGCUACCGCUCCCUCUUUGUUGGCGAAUCUGGAAAGCCCUCAGUGCUCGAGUCCGCGGGCAAGCAGGCCAAUGUCGUCCAGUAUAUUCUCGUCCUCUUGGCCGACCUCUUGCCCAGUAUGUUCUUUACCAUCCACCUAACCCGACAAAUUGCUUUGGCUAGAGUCUCCCUACCCUACCCUACCCUAGUCUGCGAAGAGAUUGACAUACUUCGACGAUCCCUUCAUACACCUCAACUCCCGCUGAUGCUGUUGUCUUUCUCAAUAGGUGUACCGUCACUCUCAAAGGCUAUUUUCAAAAAUACCGACCCCUACAAGCACUUUGUACCUUUACUCGCUCACUCGAACAAUACCGAGGACCCCAUCCCAUUGCUGACAUCGACGGCUCUAACUAAGCUCAUGUCGCUCUCGUUGGACGAAUCGCAGGCGACCCGAAACGCCAUCCCGGUGCUCCUUUCAUACCUGUCUGGCCUCGCAAAGAGUUCUGAUGCAGGUCUUCAGGACAUUGCGGUCCAGGAGUACUCCUCCAUUCUCUACGGACACGCAGCGAGACAACAAUUCUGGAACCAGAGGAGCGAGACGAUUGCACCCCUGAUUGAUAUCCUCAGAACAGCAGCUGGCAUUGGCAGCAACGGCAGCUCUACAGCAAGCAUAUGGAGUGGCACCGCGCCCACAAGAAACUCUGGGUUUGAGGGUUCGCUCGGCGGCGGGGUUGGCUUGCAAUUGCUGUACCAUGUGCUGCUGGUUAUCUGGCAGAUGAGUUUCGAAGCUGAAGAUAUUGGCGACGAGCUGAAUGACGAGUACGAUAUCGUCCUGCUGUACACCCAGCUUUUGCGCCUCUCUCCGAAGGAGAAGACAACCCGAUUGGUUGUUUCAACCCUUUUCAACUUGCUCAGCAAGAACCAGAAAUCGCUCCUCCCUACCGCGGUUCUCGCGCGACUACCUGCGCUCCUUGACAACCUGAGCGGCCGCCACCUGACAGACCCUGAUCUGCUCGAGGAUGCACAAAGUCUCAAGGAACUUCUCGAGGAGUACACCAAAACAAAGACGACCUUUGAUGAAUACGUUGCCGAGGUCGAGUCUGGCCACCUCCGAUGGUCACCACCUCACAGAAGCCAGGUGUUCUGGGCCGAGAACGCGCGAAAGAUUCUGGAGCACGAGAAUGGAGCGAUUGCGCGCCAGCUCGCCGAGAUUAUGAAGAAGCCAUGGGAGAACGACAAGGCAGUCUUGGCUAUUGCAUGCAACGACGUCGGGGCCCUGGUCAAGGAGGUGCCUGAGAUGCGAUAUAAGCUGGAGAAGCUUGGUCUAAAGACCAGAGUUAUGGAGCUAAUGGGAGAAUCGGACGAGAAUGUCCGCUGGGAGAGUUUGAAGGCAUUGGGUGGCUGGUUGAAGUACAGCUUUGACAACUAA